AUGAACUACGAAGCACUGGAAAGGCUCCGAGGGCACGCAAUCCCUUCACACGACUUCCUCGUUCCUCCGUCUCGUGCAGGAAUUUACUCGGAAGGUACCGCGAAUCUCCGUAAUAGAUGCGUCAUUGGAAGCGAGCCCAGCCGCCAAAGCUCCUCUCUCAAAGCCAAUCCGGAUUAA
This is a messenger RNA of Fomitiporia mediterranea MF3/22, 177 nucleotides long. RefSeq lists its product as uncharacterized. Bases 1 to 177 code for a protein of 58 amino acids. The transcript has 2 exons. Lineage: Eukaryota; Fungi; Basidiomycota; Agaricomycetes; Hymenochaetales; Hymenochaetaceae. The record is from RefSeq and is a predicted model, not a curated record.